Hyaloperonospora brassicae is the source of this 1056-nucleotide messenger RNA. NCBI's taxonomy places the organism in Eukaryota, Oomycota, Peronosporomycetes, Peronosporales, Peronosporaceae. The record is from the annotation of a GenBank genome assembly.
AUGCCGCUCGAAUCGACUAUGAUCUGUUUGGACAAUUCCGAGUGGAUGCGGAACGGAGACUACAUUCCCUCGCGUCUCGAGGCGCAACAUGACGCAGCGAAUCUGCUGUGUGGCACCAAGACGCAGUCGAAUCCAGAGAGCACAGUGGGCGUGCUGGCUAUGGCUGGAAAGAGCAUUCAAGUCCUGGCGUCCCCGACCGACAACAUGGGAACGCUGCUGGGCGCGAUCCAUCGCGUCGAAAUUGGCGGCACGAUGAAGCUCGCGAACGCCAUUCAGGUGGCGCAGCUUGCUCUUAAGCACCGACGCAACAAGACAGGUGGUCAGCGCGUCGUGGUGUUUGUCGGCUCACCCAUCGAGGAAGAUGAAAAGCAGUUGACCAGGAUUGGCAAGUUGCUCAAGAAGAACAAUAUUGCUGUGGAUGUGGUGAGCAUGGGCGAACUCGAUGCCAAUGCUGCCAAGCUACAGGCGUUCGUGAGCGCUGCCAGCAGCAAUAACAACAGCCAUCUAGUGACAGUGCCGUCGGGCGUGCUACCCUCGGACGUGUUGGUCUCGUCGCCUGUACUGCACGGAGACGAUGGAGCUGCUGCUGCCGCGGCUGCGAGCGGUGGCGGCGGUGGCAACGGUGCUUUCACCGAGUACGGUGGCGUGGACCCGAGCAUGGACCCCGAGCUGGCUUUGGCCCUGCGAGUAUCGAUGGAGGAAGAGCGUGCCCGUCAAGAGGCUGCCCAGAAACGCGCAGCUGAAGCAGAGGCUGCUGCUACUGCUGCUGCAUCUGCCACUCCUGCUGCCGUCGCGGCUUCUGAGCAGACUGUGUCUGCCAUGGAGGCUGCAGGUGCAUCAGUGUCGGCUCCCGCAGCCGCUUCGUCGGCGCCCCCUCCUGCACCGGCACCGGCGUCCAAUUUGCCGUUCAUGGACCCCAAAUUCGUCAACUCAUUGCUGUCGGGAUUGCCUGGCGUGGACCCGAACGAUCCGAAGAUCCAGGCUGCUAUGGCGCAGAUGGCAAAGAAGGACGAGAAGAAGGAUGGUAACGAUGAAGAAAAGAAGGAGGACGAGUAG